Lentinula edodes (shiitake mushroom) is the source of this 514-nucleotide messenger RNA. RefSeq lists its product as uncharacterized. The transcript has a single exon. The record is from RefSeq and is a predicted model, not a curated record. The coding region runs from base 92 to 427 and encodes 111 amino acids. Lineage: Eukaryota; Fungi; Basidiomycota; Agaricomycetes; Agaricales; Omphalotaceae.
ACAGGAGCAUCAGCAUUUUCAGCUCCUUCUAGACCUCGUCUUAGCACCAUUUCCGAUAUCAUAAUUCUCGUUCGGGCCCCUAGUGGCCAUAAUGCGUCUUGGUGAUCUAUUUCUGCUCGCCCCUCGGUGGUGUGUAUUUGUGUCUCCCAUUCGAAUCGACCUUUUGUGUUAUACUGACUUCAUCAUCACCCAUUGGCAAUUCCCUUAUGUUUGUUUCUUUGUACUGUUUGUUUGUCUUCUGAUGGUCACUUCACAUCUUCCCUCUGAUAUUGCCUCGGUGAAGCCGGGAGUAUUAUGCAGAGGCUCUCUAGCAGUGAAAGCCCGACAUAAUCUCACAAGACGCUUUUGUUUUCUUCCUCUAAUCUUCCCAUUCCAGUUCUGCCCCACUCUACCUCCUGGUAUUUAUUCCAUUCUAAUGUGGUCAUGAUGGGCUUUUUAUCAUUCGGAUAACUUCUUCGAAACAUAAUCCCCUAUUUCACGAUUUUACCUGGGGACAUUCUGGAAACAAAAAAGA